GAACGGUGUUGGUGUUGAGCGUGUUGAGUGCCACUGCUAGUGCGACAUGGCGACCGCAGCCAAAACGACCCCGCAAGAUUUGCCGCCGAAGGGCGGAUACGGUCCAAUUGUGACCGAAAGGACUAAAUUGCGGUCCAUUUUCAGCGGUCGGUCGAUGAUACUUGGAUAUUUCGCUGUCACGUCAGUCUCAUUCUACAUUUACUUCAAGGGCUAUAAAGUCAUAAAAAAACAUGAAGUUGAAAUGAGAAGCGCCAGAAUGGUCAUGUUCCCUCUACUGCUUGCUGAACGGGAUCGAGAAUAUUUGAAGCAGCUGAGACGGAAUCGUGACUCUGAAACGGAACUUAUGAAGAACGUUAAGAAUUGGGAGACUGGAACGUACUAUGGAGAGCCUAUUUACAAGACGGCCAAGAGCAGUAAACUGAUAGAGCCUGACUGUCUUGAGUAUUACGCUUUUGCUUCAGAUAAAGAUUAUCAGGACCGUGCUGAAAUCUCAUUGUGGACUUAAGUUUAAAACCCAAAGUAGAUUCCAGAGAGAUUCACAUAAUGAUAUUUUAGUGCUGAUUGUAAUUCUUACAUGUGUUAAAUAAAAUUGUGUAUGAUGGAAACAA
This is a messenger RNA of Neodiprion virginianus, 608 nucleotides long. It is a transcript of the gene ND-B16.6, whose product is annotated as NADH dehydrogenase [ubiquinone] 1 alpha subcomplex subunit 13. The record is from RefSeq and is a predicted model, not a curated record. The transcript has 3 exons. The coding region runs from base 47 to 505 and encodes 152 amino acids. NCBI's taxonomy places the organism in Eukaryota, Metazoa, Arthropoda, Insecta, Hymenoptera, Diprionidae.